UGCUUCAGAUCUAGCGGAAGACUUCUGAGGUGUUCGACCGUGGCCGAGAGUGAGGCUUACUAGGAAGCUGAGGAAGAUGAAGAAGCGAGGCCGAGGCCAGAAAGCGGCCGCGACCCAGGCCCUUCAGCCGCAGUCGGUGGGGCUUAAGAAAGACAGGAAGCCUAGCAUGUUCGAGAAGGAGUCAUAUGCACAGAUCUUAAAAGAAAGACUAAGAGAAUCAAUUCAUGAUGUUCAGUAUGUAGAACCUCCAUUGGAUGACUCAAUUGCUGACAUAGGUAAAGAGUGGAAGAGUGCCCUGUCAAAAUUAAAGUUUGCUAAUUCAUAUAGAAUGGAGCCUCUGAAGAAAUUUCAAGCUCAUACAGUAGAAACUAAAGUCCAGCAGAUAUUAAAGGAAAGUCUAAAAGAUGUCAAAUAUGAUGAUAGAGGCUUAUCUCACUUGUCACUUCAGUUGGCCGACCAAAUAUUGUUAGCAGUCAAAGAAUUUGGGUACCAACGUUAUAAAUUCAUUAUAAAAAUACUAUUUAUUCAAAAGACUGGUCAAGCAAUAAAUGUUGCCAGCAGAUGGAUCUGGGAUGUUGCAUGGGACAGCUGGGUGGAAGCCAAACACGAAACUGAAUCUUACGUGGCGUUGGCCUUGGUGUUUGCUGUUUACUGUGAAUAGCUUGGCAUGUACACUGAACAGUGUUCACUUCCCAACUUCAAAAAAUAAAUGAAAUGCAUGCAUUUAUGAAUCUUCUUCUUUUUUGGGUGGAAC
Molecule: messenger RNA, 754 nt
Organism: Octodon degus (degu)
Lineage: Eukaryota; Metazoa; Chordata; Mammalia; Rodentia; Octodontidae
Gene: Dynlt2
Product: t-complex-associated-testis-expressed 3
Exons: 4
Coding region: 77-661 (194 amino acids)
Biological process (GO): microtubule-based movement
Cellular component (GO): cytoplasm; cytoplasmic dynein complex
Molecular function (GO): dynein intermediate chain binding
Source: RefSeq, a predicted model, not a curated record